AUGGACACAUUUACACAGAAGUACACACAGGUACACAACGGGACACAGGUACGCAAAGGGACACACAGGUACGCAGAAGUACACACGUACACAAAGGGACACACAGGUGGAGGAGGAAAGCGCAAAGGGAGGAGCAAGAAAUGGAAGGAGAUCCUCCGAUUCCCUCAUAUUAGCCAGUGUUCCGAACUGGGGAACAGCAUCGAAAGGGACUACGUUUGCCUUUACUGCGAGACCAAACCCAGUUUGCAGCGAUGCAUUCGGUUACUGGACGCAAUGGAAGACUACGAGGUGACACCGGACGAAAAAAGAAAAAGUACCGGGGACCAGAUCAUCAAGACGUUUCUCUCCAAACAAUCACCUCAGCGAGUGGACGUAGCCGAGGUUUUUGCCGACACCUGCAGGGAGAACCUGGAACUCAGUCCGUGUAAGGAAAUCUUCAGUGAUUGUCGCAGAGCGGUUCACGACUUCCUGAGUGACGGUGCAUUCAAGGACUACCAGAACUCCAUGUACUUCGACCGAUUCCUGCAGUGGAAGAUUCUGGAAAGGCAACCAAUCACGAAGGACACAUUCAGGCAGUACCGAGUCCUGGGGAAGGGGGGGUUCGGAGAGGUGUGCGCCUGCCAGGUCAGAGCCACGGGGAAGAUGUACGCCUGCAAGAAGCUGGAGAAGAAGAGGAUCAAGAAACGCAAAGGAGAGUCCAUGGCGCUGAACGAGAAGCAGAUCUUGGAGAAAGUCAACAGUCGCUUCGUGGUGAGCCUGGCGUACGCGUACGAGACCAAGGACGCCCUGUGUCUGGUGUUGACCAUCAUGAACGGCGGGGACCUGAAGUUCCACAUCUACAACAUGGGGCGGGCCCGCAAGGAACGGGUGAAGAGGGAGGAAGUGGAGCGGAGGGUGCAGGAGGAGGAGGAGGAGUACAACGACAAGUUCACCGAGGACACCAAGGCUAUCUGUAGAAUGCUGCUGACCAAAGACCCCAAGCAGAGGCUAGGGUGCCAGGCGGACAAGGCGGCCAGCGUCAAGGCUCACUCCUUCUUCAAAAAUAUCAACUUCAAGAGGAUGGAGGCCGGGAUGGUGGAGCCGCCCUUCGUGCCCGACGUGAGUAGUUCCCCAGUCUGGGUCCGUGCCCCACGAGUUUGGACUAGAACCGGAAAUGAGAACGUACAGAAUAAGGAAGGUCUGGUACCGUUUCAAUAAGAAUGGUUUGGUACUGAUCCAAUAAGAACGGUUCGGUACCGGUCCAAUUAAAACUGUCUGGUACUGGUCCAGUAAAAAUUGUCUGGUACCAGUCCAAUAAGAACAGCCCGGUACUGGUCCAAUUAGAAUGGUUUGGUACUGAUCCAAUAAGAACGGUU
Messenger RNA from Cynoglossus semilaevis (tongue sole), 1355 nucleotides. RefSeq names its product G protein-coupled receptor kinase 5-like. Gene Ontology annotation, biological process: regulation of signal transduction; protein phosphorylation; signal transduction. The coding region runs from base 1 to 1197 and encodes 398 amino acids. Lineage: Eukaryota; Metazoa; Chordata; Actinopteri; Pleuronectiformes; Cynoglossidae. The transcript is spliced from 11 exons. The record is from RefSeq and is a predicted model, not a curated record. Gene Ontology annotation, cellular component: cytoplasm. Gene Ontology annotation, molecular function: ATP binding; G protein-coupled receptor kinase activity.